AUGAAACCCGACUGCGUGUCGUAUGAAUAUGAAGUGUUGCCAGAAGCCGGUGGGGGCCUGCUGGAAGCACGCACCGACGAGAAUCCCCGCCACCGGGAGAGGAGCGGGCAGAAGACGAAGACCGGUGGUGGUGGAGCCCCGACGACAAUUCGAGCGUGUAUGCUUUUGUGGAGCGGGGCGAGAAGGGCGGUGGGGCUGGGAGAAGAAGCCGCCCGACUCUGCAAUUGCGACCCCAGCACGCACGAUGAAGCGUGGGAUUCGGCGUGGAUUCUGAAGAGAGAAGCGGGGAGUGUUGGUGGUUGCGUAAUGCGGGCGCAAAGUGCUCUGGCUACAACGACUCCAGCUUCCGCUGAAGUCCAAGCACGACAUCAGAGACGGAAACAAAGAGAGGCGUCUGAAGCCGGCACGGCUUCAGACACCCAUAUUAACAGAGCGCAAAGAGAAGGAUGGCUUCUUGUCACACGAAGAAGCCCCCCAAAUCCCCUCUCAUUUUGUAUGCACAGAAGCCGCGUUGUCAUUGGAAUGCACACCGAAACCCCAAUGAAUAAUAAGGCUGUGGAAGGGCUAUGA
Messenger RNA from Bursaphelenchus xylophilus (pine wood nematode), 570 nucleotides. NCBI's taxonomy places the organism in Eukaryota, Metazoa, Nematoda, Chromadorea, Rhabditida, Aphelenchoididae. The record is from the annotation of a GenBank genome assembly.